This is a messenger RNA of Penaeus indicus, 655 nucleotides long. RefSeq lists its product as uncharacterized. The coding region runs from base 137 to 562 and encodes 141 amino acids. The transcript has 2 exons. Lineage: Eukaryota; Metazoa; Arthropoda; Malacostraca; Decapoda; Penaeidae. The record is from RefSeq and is a predicted model, not a curated record.
CGUCGAUCGUCAAGGUGGACGGAUCGCUUUUGCUCUGUGGAGGUGGCACUCUCUCGGUCCUCGUGGCACUCUGAGGCACUGAUGUCACGUGGUAUCUUGACACAGUACUAGGUUAUAUAACGCUGCUGCAGGAGAUAUGGCGACAGUGAAGUGGCGUGAGCUGUGGUGCCAGUGCCAAGGGAACGCGAGCGCCGUGCCACACCAAGUCCUCAUCUCGCAACAGAUGACCCGCCUGCACCUCGAGGCCCAAAAGCACGUGCUGUGGUACGUGGGCGCCGUGCUGAUCAUGUACAUCCUCGGCCUCGUCCUGAUCAUCAGCAAGUCAGGUCGAUCAGAGAGACAGACGGCGACCUCGGCUCUCCUCUUCUGCUGCUCGAGUCUGGCGUCGCUGGUGGCUCGCCGACGACCCCGGAGGGAGCGAGGGACGAGGGCGGCGCAGGAGACGAGUGAGGACGAUGACGAGGGAUACCAGACGCCCUUUUCGAGCAAGCCGUCGCCGCGUCAGCCUCUCAUGGCCGUGAAGGAGAGAGACGAGGAGUCCUGUGCGGCCACCUAUGUGUAGCACAAUCUUCGUUUUUUUCUGUUUUUUUUUAAUAUCUACAUACUUUAAUUUUUUUUCUAUUUAUUUUUAUAUAUAUUUCUUACCUUUUUUUCU